AUGGUGGAGCCUGUGGGUUUCAUUGAAGCCUGGAAAGCACAGUUUCCAGAGUCCGAGCCUCCGAAGAUGGAGCUGAGGUCUGUUGGGGGAAUCGAACAAGAACUGGAGAAGUGCAAAACAUCCAUAAGACGCUUGGAAAUGGAGGUGAACAAAGAGCGCUUCCGGAUGAUCUACCUUCAAACGCUGCUGGCCAAGGAGCGAAAGAGCUAUGACCGGCAGAGAUGGGGUUUCAGGAAGCCACCUCACAUGACCGAAGGGGACCCCCAAGCUGUUGCCGAUUCUCAGCAUCUCCAUGCACAGGAGCAGGGACAGCCAGAGCGCAGCAGGUUUCAGCCUGUGGGGGAGUCCAGAGCGAAACCACGACCACCCCCUGCCAGGAAGUCAGCCUCCCACGGUGAUGGAUUGGAGCUACAGUCGUCAUUCGAGGCGCACCAGGCAGGGCCAGUCAGUGAGACCGACGGGCUCUCGCCAUCCACACAGAGGGGUGGAGUUUCCCCUCGCAGACCCCAUCCACCACCUGACAAGGAGUUGCCCUUAGAUCCGUCCCCGAAAGACAAGCCGGGCAUGGGGCUCGGGGUGGCUGCCUUGCGUUCGAACUUUGAGCGAAUCAAACGGGCCAACUCACAGUCAGCCAGUGAUGGAAAAUCAGGCCAAGAGAAACCAUUCUACACCAACGUUGAGUUCCAUCACGACAGGGGCCUGGUAAAAGUCAAUGACCGUGAGGUCUCCGACAAAAUUAGCUCUCUUGGGAACCAAGCCAUGCAGAUGGAGCGCAAAAGGUCACUUCAUUCACUUCCAGGCAACCUUGCUACGGUCGCAGGUGAUCUACGCCCCAGGCCUGUCUAUAGGGGGCGCUCUACUGAAAGCACCUGCGGAUACGAUGCCGAGUAUGAAGACGGCGAACCCAGUCCUCGCUACAGCACUGCGAGACCAAACGGGGCCAAACCGCCACCGCCGCCAUGGCAGCCAUCAGAUUUCCAGCCAUACACUAGUGUUUACGUCGGAGGGAUGAUGUCAGGAGAAGGUGGCGACGGUAGGGUCACUAUGAGAGACCAUGGAGGAAGUGACGACCAUCUUCUCACCUGGCCCAGGAGGUCAUACUCCCCUGGAAGUUUCGAGGAUGUGGGAGGCGGAGGAGGCGGAUACACGCUUAAUGAUUUCACUUUUCUAAUUGAUGUCCAUGUACAGCAAUAUGAAAAAAAUGUGGUAAACCUUGUUGCUGAUGGUCCGUUUACAGGCACUCCGCCCACCUAUGGUUAUGACGCGGAUCGAGCGGAGGAGCAGCGCCGACACCAUGACAUUCUGCCCUACAUCGACGACUCCCCCUCCUCCUCCCCUCACCUCAGCUCCAAGAGCCGCAGCAGUCGAGACACUCUCUCCUCCGGCUCGAUUGAGUCCUCCAAGUCUGCGGAGUUGGACCUGGAGAAGGGAUUGGAGAUGAGGAAAAGGGUGUUGUCUGGAAUCCUGGCCAGUGAAGAGACCUACCUCAGCCAUCUGGAGGCGCUAUUACUGCCCAUGAAGCCCCUGAAAGCAGCAGCCACCACCUCCCAGCCUGUCCUGACUGUUCAACAGAUCGAAACCAUCUUCUUUAAAGUGCCUGAGCUCUACGAGAUCCACAAAGAAUUCUAUGAUAGCCUUUUACCCAGAGUGCAGCAGUGGAGUCACCACCAAUGUGUGGGAGACCUUUUCCAAAAACAAGCUAGCCAGCUUGGAGUGUACAGAGCCUUCGUUGAUAAUUACGAACUCGCCGUGGAGACCGCAGAGAAGUGCUGUCAAGCAAACACACAGUUUGCAGAGAUCUCUGAGAGUCUCAAGGUCAGGAGCACCAAGGAGUGCAAGGACCUGACAGCCAAAUACUCACUGGAAGCUCUGCUCUAUAAACCAGUGGACAGAGUGACCCGGAGCACGCUUGUUUUACAUGAUCUUCUGAAACACACACCUUCCAGUCACCCAGAUUACCCCCUCCUGCAGGAUGCCCUCCGCAUCUCACAGAACUUCCUGUCCAGCAUUAACGAAGAGAGCACGCCUCGCCGCCAGUCCAUGACAGUGAAGAAGGGAGAGAACCGUCAGCUGUUGAAGGACAGCUUCAUGGUGGAGCUUGUGGAAGGGGCUCGGAAGCUACGCCAUGUUUUUCUCUUCACUGACCUCCUGCUCUGUGCCAAACUGAAGAAGCAGAUUGGAGGGAAAAGCCAGCAGUAUGACUCCAAGUGGUACAUUCCUCUCUCAGACCUCACCUUCCAAACGGCAGAAGAGUCGGAGCCCCUGCCUAUCCCACAAGCCCCUGAUGAGGAGCUGGAUGCCAUUAAGAUCAAAAUCUCAUCCCUGAGGAGUGAGAUCCAGAGAGAGAGGAGGGCCAACAAAGGGUCAAAGGUCAUGGAGAGGCUGAAAAAGAAGCUGUCGGAACAGGAAUCGCUACUGCUGCAGACCUCUCCUAACAUGCCCCUCAGGGUACACAACCGCAAUGGAAAAAGCUACAUGUUUCUGAUCUCAUCGGACUACGAGCGUGCCGAGUGGAAGGAAGUGAUCCGAGAACAGCAAAAGAAAUGCUUUAAGACCUUCAGCCUGACGUCCAUGGAGCUUCAGAUGCUCACCAAUUCAUGUGUCAAACUCCAGACGGUCCAUCAAUUACCCCUCACUGUCAAUAAAGACGAGGAUGAAUCUACUGGACUGUACGGAUUCUUGAAUGUAAUUGUCCAUUCUGCCUCUGGACUUAAACAGAGCUUAAAUCUGUAUUGCACAUUAGAGGUGGACUCCUUCGGCAUCUUUGUGAAUAAAGCCAAAACAAGAGUGUACAGAUACACCACAGAACCCAAGUGGAAUGAGGAGUUUGAGAUCGAGUUGGAGGGCUCCCAGACAUUACGUCUACUGUGUUACGAGAAGAGCUACAACAAAGCGAAGAUGAACAAGGAGGAUGGAGAAAGCACGGACAGAAUUAUGGGCAAAGGACAAAUUGCGUUGGAUCCUCAGAUGCUCCAGGGUAAAGACUGGCAGAGAACAGUCAUCCCUAUGAAUGGGAUUGAGGUGAAGAUAUCCAUGAAGUUCACCAGCCGGGAGUUCAGCCUGAAGAGAAUGUCCUCACGGAAGCCCAUGGGUGUGUUUGGAGUAAAUAUCUCCACAGUGACAAAACGGGAACGCUCUAAAGUGCCCUACAUCGUCAGACAGUGUCUAGAGGAAAUUGAGAGAAGAGGAAUGGAGGAAGUGGGCAUCUACCGUGUCUCAGGAGUGGCCACUGACAUCCAGGGACUGAAGACUGCCUUUGACACCAAUAAUAAAGACGUGUCAGUAAUGAUGAGUGAGAUGGAUGUGAACGCCAUUGCCGGAACGCUCAAGCUGUACUUCAGGGAGCUCCCUGAGCCCCUGUUCACUGACGAGCUCUACCCUAACUUUGCAGGAGGCAUUGCUCUUUCAGACAGCGUAGCUAAGGAGAGCUGUAUGCUGAACCUCCUGCUGUCUCUACCAGAGCCCAACCUGGUCACCUUCCUCUUCCUGCUGGAUCAUCUCAAGAGGGUUGCAGAAAAGGAGAGUGUAAACAAGAUGUCUCUUCACAAUCUGGCCACCGUGUUUGGCCCGACCCUGCUACGACCUGCUGAAAAGGACAGCAAAAUCCCCACUAACCCCACGCAGCCUAUCACAAUGGGGGACAGCUGGUCACUGGAAGUCAUGUCACAGGUGCAAGUUUUGCUGUAUUUCCUUCAGCUGGAGACCAUCCCGACGCCAGACAGUAAGAGACAGAGUAUCCUGUUUUCCACAGAGGUCUAAAGGAGUUCUUAUUCCUAUUGUAAGUCUCAAACCAAGCGAGCAUGUCCACCCACUGGGUAUAACGGACACUGGAAUGCACAAGAGCUUCUACUGGGCAAAAGCAGGAGUGCUUCGCGUUUCGCGCAUUUUCUAGCUGUCGCCACUAGGGGGCGCCGUAGCCAUUUUAAACGUUAAAGAACUGGACUUGCUCGGAGCACAUCUUGAAUAUUACUGAACCCUCUGCCUAUUUUCCUGUGAACAUCAGUGUCCCUUCAGCACCUUCGCUCUCUUCUUUUUCAUGACUCAGACCCUGAGCAUGCUCUUGCGUCCUGUACGUGGGCCUCUACUGGUCAAUCAUGUCAGCUGGUGACAGUGAAUUCUGUCUCUUCUGGCUUUUUGUGUUUGUCCUCAUUUCGCCUGUCCCCACUGGCCACUGAUGCUCUUUCUGUGCUGCUACAAUUCAGUAUCCAGCUCCAAACCGUUCCAGAUUUUGGAUCCUUUUAUACAAUAGAUAAUUACAUGGCAGUUCAACGUAGUUCUUAUUGCAGACUCUUAAAAGUCAAAUUAAUAACUUCUGUUAGUGUAUGUCAGUCAUUACAAGAGCUUAAUUUAAUAGGAUUUCUGUGUAGAAGAUGGUGUUUGGUUCAGUUAUUGUCAGUGUUGAUGUGAUUCUAAGUUAAGAAAACAUACAUAAAAAUGAGAAAAAUCUCGCUAUUGUUUAAUUUUCCUCUUUUUUUGGCCCAUACCUCUCUAUCAAGCAAUAUUUAAGCAUUCAUGAGUGUGUUUGAAAACAUGAUACAUGUUUCAUUAUGCUUUCGUAGUUGAGAUUUCGGGAGAGAGAAGUACAUUACCAAAAGGGUCAAUAUAUUUUUAUUCAUUCUGAUUAUGUAAUACAUGUAGAAGAAUUAUUAUUUAUUUGGGGACAGAUCAGUGUCUUUUUUAAAGUACGUCUACAUUUAUCCGUGUUAUGAAGUACUGUAGAUUCCUUACAUAUCCUCUUCAUUUUCCUGUCUUUUUGAAUCUGUGAAAAUGCUCAGAGGAUAGCACACAACAUUAGCGUUUCCCCUGCCGUAUAUCUAGUGUUGAGAGAUGACCAAACGGAGAGGUUUUUAACUCUACCCUGUCAUUCACAUUCGCUCUCUCUCUCUAGCUUCACAGCACACUGUGGUUUAUGUCUCGCUGAGAACCAUACAGCAGUGCCUCUCUGUCUCAUCGUAAGACAUUAAGGUUAAAAAAAAAACAACGCUGUAUAUAGCACAAUCUGUUAUCCUUGAAUCCUGUCAGAUUGUUUAAUGAAGGAAGGGUUAAUAAUGGAUGCAGUACAGGUAUUCUGUGUUAAUUAUAUUAGUAAAAAUGAAUGCUCUUAAGUUUAUUAUUUCAGUUAAAGGUGCUUUAGUUACUUUAUUUAACAUGCAGGCGUGUUUUUUUUAUUUAAAAGUGUUUUUUAAGUUUGAUAAGUGUUGUGCGUUUGAGUUGUAACGUUAAACCAAAUUCUGGCUACUGUAGAAGGGUUUUUGAAGACUUUAUCAUGCAUACAGAAAGGGGUGCAGCAAUUGAAAAGGAAUUUCUGUUAAUCCACCAUGUGAAGUCUUU
Messenger RNA from Sinocyclocheilus anshuiensis, 5331 nucleotides. RefSeq names its product breakpoint cluster region protein-like. The record is from RefSeq and is a predicted model, not a curated record. Gene Ontology annotation, molecular function: GTPase activator activity; protein serine/threonine kinase activity; guanyl-nucleotide exchange factor activity. Gene Ontology annotation, biological process: positive regulation of GTPase activity; intracellular signal transduction; protein phosphorylation. NCBI's taxonomy places the organism in Eukaryota, Metazoa, Chordata, Actinopteri, Cypriniformes, Cyprinidae. The transcript is spliced from 23 exons. Gene Ontology annotation, cellular component: membrane. Bases 1 to 3759 code for a protein of 1252 amino acids.